Messenger RNA from Fusarium sp. VM40, 1335 nucleotides. The record is from the annotation of a GenBank genome assembly. NCBI's taxonomy places the organism in Eukaryota, Fungi, Ascomycota, Sordariomycetes, Hypocreales, Nectriaceae.
AUGGCCCACGAAGUUGAUCCCAAACGGCUGAGCCAACCAUUCUCCCUCCCCGAUCCCACCAGCUUCUCCAACUUCCAGCGCGACAUCUAUCAGUCUUUCCGGCCACCGCUCUUCUCAACAAAUCCCACACAAUGGGAGUCCCUGGCUAAGGAAAGGAUCCCACCUACAAACUUCGGUUACGUCUACGGCUCAGCCAGCAGCGCUGCCACGGCAAAGGCCAACAGUGAGGCUUUCAAUCGAUACCGACUUAGGCCACGCUUUCUUGUUGAUGUAACCAGACGCGAAGUAGAUGUCGAACUGUUUGGAACAAAGUACAAGAGUCCUCUGAUUGUCUCCCCGAUUGGCGUCCAAAGUAUUUUGCAUCCCGAUGCGGAAGAGGCCACAGCAAGGGCAUGCCAUAAUGUUGGUGUGCCGAUGGUUUUGUCGACUGCUGCGACUCGAACAAUUGAGCAGGUUGCAGCCGCCAAUGCAGAUGGUGAUCGAUGGUUUCAACUCUACUGGCCCAAGCCACAGUAUGAAGAGAUCACUGCUAGUCUUCUCGGCCGAGCGAAAGCGUCUGGUUACAAGGUUCUGGUAGUUACUUUGGAUACCUUCAGUCUUGGCUGGAGACCGACAGACCUUGACACCUCUUACUUACCUUUUGUAUGGGGUGAAGGAUGCCAAAUCGGUCUCUCAGAUCCUGUUUUCAACAGACUGUUCGAUGAGAUGCAGAAGAACGACUCACGAAGCGUGGGUGAGAAGUUGUCUGAGCUAUGGUCAAUCAUGAGACGGCCUGGUACUGUUUACGGCGCUGCACGAGUUCUUGCCAAUGCAAAGACCAUGGUCAGGUCAAAAGCUUGGAUUGAUGUGAUUAACUCGGGUACAUACCGCGAAUGGGCUCACAUCAAGAUUCUGAAAGAUUUAUGGGAUGGCCCGAUUGUUCUCAAAGGAAUCCAGACCGUUGAAGAUGCUCAUCUGGCUAUCGAACACGGCGUUGAUGGUAUCAUCGUAUCCAACCAUGGCGGUCGCCAACUCGACGGUGCGAUAGCCUCACUUGAUGCUCUGGCCGAAAUCACAGGCGACGAAAAGAUCAAGGCUUCCAACUUGACUGUCAUGUUCGACAGCGGCGUGCGGACCGGCUCGGAUGUGCUGAAAGCGCUGGCUCUUGGUGCGAACGCAGUUUGCAUUGGAAGGCCUUAUGCUUACGGCCUCGCCGCUGGUGGGCAAGAGGGAGUCGAGCAUGUGCUGAAAUGCCUACUCGCGGAUAUGGAUAACAUGCUUGCGAAUGUUGGGAAGAAGAGUGUUCGGGACUUGAGCAGGGAUGACCUUCAAGUUUUGCCGCUGUCCAAGCUAUAA